Cottoperca gobio is the source of this 2422-nucleotide messenger RNA. RefSeq names its product N-acetyllactosaminide alpha-1,3-galactosyltransferase-like. Gene Ontology annotation, biological process: carbohydrate metabolic process. The record is from RefSeq and is a predicted model, not a curated record. Bases 327 to 1343 code for a protein of 338 amino acids. Gene Ontology annotation, cellular component: vesicle; Golgi apparatus; membrane. The transcript has 8 exons. Gene Ontology annotation, molecular function: hexosyltransferase activity. Lineage: Eukaryota; Metazoa; Chordata; Actinopteri; Perciformes; Bovichtidae.
AAACAGACUGUGACACAUGCGAUUGGCUUCUGUAUUUUAACUGAUUUCACUGAUGGGAACGGAUACAUUCAUCUCCUUUUCUUUUAAAUUCUAAAAAGUGGGAUCAAGGUAACGAGGGCUGGAAUCUUCUGCUUUUUUGUGUUGCUCAUUGUCGGCUUCACAUCCUUUUAUUCAAGCUAUUUAGCAAGCCUUCCCUCUGCUCUCAACCUACCUGUGGCCAGUUUCGGGGAGAACUCAGACCGAUCAUCAAUAUAGACGACACGCUCAACUUUGGGUGCCGCACAACAGAUUCCCUCACCAACUGCAAGAGCUUGUUUGAUGAAAAAAUGAAGAGGCAGUUUUUCACAGCAAUGAGUGGGCUCAAGGUAAGGAGGGCUGGAAUCUUCUGCUGUCUUGUGUUGCUCGUUGUCGGCUUCACAUGCUUUUAUUCAAGGUAUUUAACAAGCCUUCCCUCUGCUCUCAACCUGCCCAUGGCCAGUUUCAGAGUAUCCACACCGAUCAUCAACACGCUUAACUUUAGGGCCAGACCAGUGGUCGUCACACGCACAUCCUGGAAAGCUCCUAUCAUGUGGGAGGGGAUGUUCGACCCAAAUCAUUACGACCAAAUGUACAUCAAAAACCAGACCUCUGUGGCUGUCACCGUGUUCGCUGUGGGAAGGUACCUCGAUGCCUACCUCAAGACCUUCCUUACCUCUGCAGAAAAACAUCUUAUGUUGGGAUUACAAGUGACAUAUUAUGUGUUCACGGAUCUACCAGAGAAUGUAACAAACAUCAAGCUUGCUCCUAACCGAAACUUGAAGGUUAUCAAAGUGGAAAAGCACGGCAGGUGGCAGGACAUCUCUAUGAUGCGCAUGAAAACUAUAUCAGAUGCCAUAGAAUCAGAGAUUCGUCACCACUGCAGGUAUGUCUUCUGCUUCGAUGUGGAUCAGGAGUUUAAGGGAAGAUUUGGCUCAGAGGCUCUGGGGGAUUCUGUGGCUUUGCUACACGCGUGGUUUUACAAGCUACCAAAUAAUACGUUCACCUAUGACAGAAACCCCAAAUCCAAAGCCUUCAUGCAAGCCGGAGAUUACUACUACCAUGCUGCUAUCUUUGGAGGCUUGUCGGAAAAUGUGAAGAAUUUAACAGAUUACUGCUAUUCGAGUAUCAUGGAGGACAAACUAAACAAUGUGGAGGCUCUGUGGCAUGAUGAAAGUCAUCUAAACAAGUACUUUUGGCUUCACAAACCAAGCAGGUUGCUCUCCCCUGAGUACUGCUGGGACCCGCAUAUAAUAAACAACAGUGACAUAAAAGUGACCCGCCUAAUAUGGGCCCCAAAGAAUUAUAAAGCUUUGCGUAUGAGGUAGAGUGGCUUGAAAAGUACAACAGUGUAACUGUAACAUCUUAAGUGAGUUUUUCAGUCUUCUUACUUUCAAAUAAUGAACACAAAAACCUUUUCGUACUACUGCAGAACUGGCUUCACAAUAGCCUGUAACUACAUUAAGGAUUGAAUACAAAGUACAUAUUUACUUAAUAGUUUGCACAGUUAAGAUUAAAUACUCCCUGAAGGUUAGGUUAGAUAGGCUUUAUGUCCAUGUUGUUUGCCAUAUCUGAUCUGGUACUCACCGGUAUUGUUAUUAAUCAUUACACCUUUGCAAUGUGAAAUGAGUGACCUACUGAUUGCUGUGUUUAACAAUGUUGCGGUGGUCACACCCCGGGCGGCCAGGUAAGCAUUGCUGUUCCUACAGAGUGCAGUGUAAUAUCCUUUUGGUUUUAGGGAAAAUGUCCUACCUGCCUGAAUAUCUAUGAAAUGUGUUACGUAUAUAAUGUAUGCACAUUCAUGGUCCCCAGUUAAUUAAUUCUGCUGACUCUUCUUCUACUGCCAUCAUGAAAUUGUCAAUAGUGGUUUUGAGUGACAUGUCUUAAAAACUAUUGGAUGUAUUGCCAUAAAAUUAGGCAAUAUCGCAUGUUCCCCACGUGAUGAAUUGUAGGCUAGAAACUUUGGAAAUUCCUCAAGGUUUUACUCAGUGCCAUCAUCAGGUCCAAUUGAAUUUAGUCCAAUACCAGUAAUACUAAUAAUAUUUCCAUGAGCCUCAGCUGUACUUGGUGUAUAGCGCUGAUUGGCAAACAUGCUAAACUAAGAUGGUCAACACGGUAAACAAAUCCUUCUAAACAUCAGCUUGUUAACCUUUUCAAAAAGUUUAAACAAGCUCAAACUUACAAAUGAUUUUUAAAAUAUUCACACUACUUAAGUUAUACCUCCUCUUUACGAUGCAAGAAAGAAACUCCUACAAUAAGACAUUUGCUAAACUGAUUUUGUGUUUAUUGUUUCUAUAUUUUGUUGAUCAGCUAGAUGUUUUCUUGUCACUGCAUUGUUACAUUUCUCUUGACCUCUUUAUCUCUGUACUUCAUACAUAAAUACAUGGGCUCAGAUAUGUCAGGUGAC